This is a messenger RNA of Acanthocheilonema viteae, 358 nucleotides long. The record is from the annotation of a GenBank genome assembly. Lineage: Eukaryota; Metazoa; Nematoda; Chromadorea; Rhabditida; Onchocercidae.
AUGAGGCUCUUUGAGACGGUGUGGGAGUGCAAGUGGGAAGGGAAGGAGGAGGAGGAGGAGGAGGGGGAGGGGGAAGAGGAGAAGGAGGGGGAGGAGGAGGAGGGUAACCUCUUUCUUGGCUUCUGCUUCCCACUGUUCUGGAUUUUUAUCCCUCCUUUCUCCCUUCCUCCUUUCCUCCCACCACUACCGCCACCGCUACCGCCACCACUACCGCAACCUCAACCGCAACCUCAACCGCAACCGCUACCGCCAUCACCACCUCAUCACUACAAUUACCAUCACUUUCGCCUCCUUUCUGCUUCUUUCGAAUGUUCUAGGCUCGAUAAUAUGCUUAUGGAUGAAAAGGGCGAGUUGGAUA